Hippopotamus amphibius kiboko is the source of this 5995-nucleotide messenger RNA. RefSeq names its product mitochondrial import inner membrane translocase subunit Tim22-like. The transcript has a single exon. Bases 477 to 1352 code for a protein of 291 amino acids. Gene Ontology annotation, biological process: protein insertion into mitochondrial inner membrane. Gene Ontology annotation, cellular component: TIM22 mitochondrial import inner membrane insertion complex. Lineage: Eukaryota; Metazoa; Chordata; Mammalia; Artiodactyla; Hippopotamidae. The record is from RefSeq and is a predicted model, not a curated record. Gene Ontology annotation, molecular function: transmembrane protein transporter activity.
GCUUGGUGUCCUGGCCAGCAGUCAGAUCUGGACCUCUGAGGCAGCAGACCUGAGUCCAGGACUUUGGAACACCAGAGAACUCCUGACCCCAUGGAAUAUUAAUCAGCAAGUGCCCUCCCAGAGGUUUCAUUCUCAACACUACGAUCCAAAUGCAACCGAAGGCCAGCAAGCGCCAGUGCUGGAUACCUCAAGCCAAACAACUAGCAUGACAAGAAUAUAAACCCACCCAUUAGCAGACAGACAGCCUACAGUCAUACUAAGCUGACAGACACACCCAAACACACCAACAGACUUGGCCCUGCACAUCAGAAGUUUAAGAUUCAGCUCCAUACAUAGGAACACAGGCAUCAGCCCCGCCACCAAGAAGCCUACACAACCCACUGAACCAACCUGCCCACUGGGGACAGACAAUAGAGAUAUAAGUAACUAUGACCCCGGAGAAGACAGUAAAUUAAACAGAAUGAGAAAACAGAAAGAUGCAGCUGAUGAAAGAUAGAGGUAAAAUCCCACAUGACCAGGCACACGAAGAUGAGAUAGGCAGUCUUUUUGAAAAAGAAUUCAGAAUAAUGAUAGCAAAGAUGAUCCAAAAUUUCAGACAUAGUAUUAAGGCACAGAUGGAGCAAAUGAAAUACAUGUUUAACAAAGAGCUGGAGGAACUAAAGUGCAAAGAAACAAUAAUGAACAACACAAUAACUGAAAUUAAAAUUACUCUGGGGAGGAAUCUGCUGUGGGAAGAAGGACGCCAGGUUUCUCGGGCAGCCACAGUCAUGGCGGCGACGGCCCCCAGUGCCGGGGGCUCCGCGACCGAGGCGGCGGCUUCCGCCGAAGCCCCGCUGCAGUACAGCCUUCUUCUGCAGUACCUGGUGGGUGACAAGCGUCAGCCCCGGCUCCUGGAGCCUGGGAGCCUGGGCGGGAUCCCGAGUCCGGCCAAGAGUGAGGAGCAGAAGAUGAUCGAGAGGGCGAUGGAAAGCUGCGCCUUCAAGGCGGCGCUGGCUUGCGUGGGAGGAUUUGUCUUGGGAGGUGCAUUUGGGGUGUUCACCGCCGGCAUUGAUACCAAUGUGGGCUUUGACCCUAAGGAUCCUUACCGUACGCCUACGGCAAGAGAAGUCCUUAAAGACAUGGGGCAGAGAGGAAUGUCCUACGCCAAAAAUUUUGCCAUUGUGGGCGCCAUGUUUUCUUGCACUGAGUGUUUGGUAGAAUCUUACCGAGGAAAAUCAGAUUGGAAGAACAGUGUCAUUAGUGGCUGCAUCACUGGAGGAGCCAUUGGUUUCAGAGCUGGCUUAAAGGCUGGGGUCAUUGGUUGCGGAGGUUUUGCUGCUUUCUCUGCUGCGAUCGAUUAUUACCUGCGGUGAGAGCAAUUGCCUCCAGGGAAGGACGAUGCCAGCCCAGGAUCAGAGCUGUUCUGUGGAGGGUCUGCGCCAUUCCAGGGCACUUGCUUCAGAGACUGAAGACAUUUGUUUCCCCUCACCUAGCUGGUGUCGUGAGGGAGCCGCGUCUGCGCAGCCACACUCUCUGCUCCUGGCCUCCAGCCAGGCUGUGCAGAGCGUGUGCCACGCCAGCCUCUCUCUUUCGGGCAGAUCAGGGGUCAGUAUGUUGACCUGUAGGGAUUGAGUUCACAGAGGUUCAGUGCUGACCACAACUGGCCCUCUGGUUGUUUGGUGCUGUGGGAAUGGAGAGGACUUUACAUGUACCCAGGAAGCUCUUCUACUGUGGACCUCCAUGCAGUCCUCCAUCUCACACAUUGGGGCAGGGCAGAGUGAAUUUAUGCCAUCCGACCAGUUAUGUCAUAUUGUCUAGUGUUCUGCUUCCUAGUUAAGAAAAAAAUAUAUAUGUAUUUAUAUUACAAAAAAAAAAAAAUUACUCUGGAUGGAAUCAACAGCAGAAUAGCUGAGGGAGAAGCAAAAGUAAGUUAGCAGGAAUAUAGAAUGUUGGGGAAAAACUACCAUAAAGCAGGAAAAAGAAAAAAGAAUAAAAAGAAUGGAAAACAGUCUCAGUGCCUCAGGGACAAUGUUAAACAUAACAACAUUCGAAUUAUAGGGGUCCCAGAAGAAGAGAAAAAGAAAGGAUCAGAGAAAAUAUUGGAAGAGAUUAUAAUGGGAAACUUCCCCAAUAUGGGAAAAGAAAUGAUUAAUCAAGUACAAGAAGAACAAAGAGUCCCAUACAGAAUAAAGCCGAGGAGAAACACAUCAAGGCACAUAUUAAUCAAAAGCAGCAAGAGAAAAGCAGCAAAUAACAAAUAAGGGGAAACCUGUAAGGAUAAGAGCUGAUUUUUCUGCAGAAACUCUGCAGGCCAGAAAGUAGUGACAGGAUAUACUGAAAGUCUUGAAAGAAAAAAAAUAUAGAGAGCUAAGAAUACUCUACCCAGCAAAAAUCUAAUUCAGAUUCAACAGAGAAAUCAAAAGCUUUACAGGCAAGCAAAAGUUAAGAGAAUUCUGCACCACCAAACCAGCCUUACAACAAUUGCUAAGGGAACUUCUUUCAGCAGGAAACACAAGAGAAGGAAAAGACCUACAAAAGCAAACCCAAAACAAUUAAGAAAAUGGUCAUAGGAACAUACAUAUCAAUAAUGACCUUAAAUGUAAAUGGAUUAAUUGCUCUAACCAAGAGACACAGACUGGCUGAAUGGAUACAAAAACAAGGCCUUUAUUUAUGCUGUCUACAAAAACCCACUUCAGACCUAGUGUCACAUAGAGACUGAAAGUACGGGUUAGAAAAAGAUAUUCCAUGCAAAUGGACGUCAAAAGAAAGAUGGAGUAGCAAUACUCAUAUUAGAAAAGUUAGACUUUAAUGUAAACACUAUUACAAGAGACAAGGAAGGACACAACACAAUGAGAUCAAGGGAUCAAUCCAAGAAGGAGAUAACUCAAUUGUGCACCCAACAUAGGAGCACCUCAAUACAUGAGGAAACUGUUAAAAGCCAUAAAAUAGGAAAUCGGCAAUAACACAAAAAUAGUAGGAGACUUUAACACCCCACUUACACCCAUGGACAGGUCAUCCAAACAGAAGAUAAAUAAGGAAACAUAAGCUUUAAAUGACACAUUAGACCAUGUCGACUUAAUUGAUAUUUAUAGGACAUUCCAUCCAAAAACUACAGAACACACUUUCUUCUCAAGUGCACACAGAACAUUCUCCAGGAUAGAUCACAUCUUGUGUCACAAAUCAAACCUCAGUAAAUUCAAGAAAAUUGAAAUUGUAUCAAGACUUUUCUCAAAACAUAAGGCCAUGAGACUAAAUAUCAAUUAUAGAAAAAAAACCUGUAAAAAAUACAAACACAUGGAGGCUAAACAAUAUGAUAUUAAACAACAGAGAAAUCAGUGAAGAAACCACAGAGGAAAUCAAAAAAUACAUAGAAAAAAUGACAAUGAAUACAGGAUGACCCCAAACCUAUGGGACAUAGCAAAAGCAGUUCUAAGAGGGAAGUUUAUAGCAAUAAAAUCCUAACUCAAGAAACAAGAAAAAUCUUGAAUAAACAACCUAACCUUACACCUAAAACAAGAAGAAGGAGGAGAAGGAGAAGGUGAAGGUGAAGGUAAAGGAGAAGGAGAAGAAGGAGGAGGAGAAGGAGAAGAAGGAGGAGGAGAAGGAGGAGGAGGAGGAGGAGGAGGAGAAGAAGAAGAAGAGGAGGAGAAGGAGAAGGAGGAGAAGAAGAGGAGGAGGAGGAGGAAGAGGAGGAAGAAGAAGAACAACCACAACAACAACAAAACACAAAGUGAGCAGAAGGAAAGACAUCACAAAGAUCAGAUCAGAUAAACAAAAAGAAAUGAAGGAAAAAAUAGCAAAGAUCAAUAAAUCUAAAAGCUGGUUCCUUGAGAAGAUAAACAAAUUUGAUAAAACAUUAGCCACACUCAUCAGGAAAAAAAGGGAGAAAACACAAUCAACAGAAAUAGAAAUGAAAAUUGUAUUUCCAACAUUGCAGAAAUAAAAAAAAAAUCAUGAGAGAAUACUAUAAGUAGCUGCAUGCCAAUAAAUUGCAUAACCUGGAAGAAAAGGAUACAUUCUUAGAAAAGUACAAUCUUCCAAGCCAGAACCAGGGAGAAAUAGAAAAUAUGAACAGACUAAUCACAAGCACUGAAAUUGAAACUAUGAUUCAAAAUCUCACAAUGAAAAAAAGGCCAGGGCAAGACGGCUUCACAGGCAAAUUCUAUCAAACAUUUAGAGAAGUGGUAACACUUAUUCUUCUCACACUCUUCCAAAAUAUAGCAGAAGGAGUAACACUCCCAAACUCAUUCUAUUAAAACCAGGCAAAGAUGCCACAAAAAACAACAUUACAGGCCAAUAUCACUGAUGAAUAUAGAUGCAAAAAUCCUCAACAAAAUACUAGCAAACAGAAUCCAACAGCACAUUAGAAAGAUCAUACACCAUGAUCAAGUGGUAUUUUUUCCCUGGGAUGCAAGGAUAUUUCAAUAUAUGCAAACAAAUCAAUGUGAUACAUUAUAUUUACAAAUUGAAGGAUAAAAACCAUAUGAUCACUUCAACAGAUGCAGAAAAAUCUCGUGACAAAUUUCAACAUCCAUUUAUGAUAAAAACUCUCCAGAAAGUGAUCAUAGAAGGAAGUUACCUCAACAUAAUAAAAACCAUAUAUAACAACCCAACAGCCAACAUCAUCCUAAAUGUUGAGAAACUGAAAGCAUUCCCUCUAAGAGUAGAAACAAGACAAAUGUGCCCACUCUCACCACUAUUAUUAAACAUAGUUUUGGAAGUUUUAGCCAGAGCAAUCAGAGAGGAAAAUGAUAUAAGAGGAAUCCAAAUAGGAAAAGAAGAAGUGAAAUUGUCACUCUUUGCAGAUGACAUUAUAUUAUACACAGAAAACUCUAAAGAAGCUACCAGAAAACUUCUAGCACUAAUUGAUGAACUUAGUAAAGUUGCAGGCUGCAAAAUUAAUGCACAGAAAGCUCUUGCAUUCCUAUACACUAACAAUGAAUGAUCAGAAAGAGAAUUUAAGGAAACACUUCCAUUUACCAUUGCAACAAAAAGAAUAAAAUACUUUGGAAUAAACCUGCCUGAAGAGGCAAAAGAACUUUAUGCAGAAAACUAUAAGACUCCAAUGAAAGAAAUCAAGGACAUACAAACAGACGGAGGAACAUACCAUGUUAGUGGAUUGGAAGAAUCAUCAUUGAGAACAUAAAUAUACUACACAAAGCAAUUUACAGAGUCAGUGCAAUCCUUAUCAAAUUACCAAUGACAUUUUUCACAGAAUUGGAACAAGAAAUUUUAUGAUUUGUAUGGAAACACAAAAGAUCCCAAAUAGCCAAAGCAAUCUUGAGAAGGAAAGAUGGAGCUGGGGGAAUCAGGCUCCCUGACUUUGAACUAUACUACAAGGCUACAGUGGGCAAGACAGUAUGGUACUGGCACAAAAACUGAAAUAUAGAUCAAUGGGACAGAAUAGAGAGCCCAGAGAUAAAUCCAUGCACGUAUGGACAACAAAUCAUUGAAAAAGGAGGCAAGAGUGUACAAUGGAAAAAAAGACAGCUUCUUCAAUAAGUGGUGCUGGAAAAAAUGGACAGCUACAUGUAAAAGAAUGAAAUUAGAAUGCUCCCUAACACCACACUCAAAAAUAAACUCAAAAUGGAUUAAAGACCUAAAUGUAAGGCCAGACACUCUAAAACUCUUAGAGGAAAACAUAGGCAGAACACUGUGUGAUGUAAAUCAAAGCAAGAUCCUUUUUGACCCACCACCUAGAAUAAUGAAAAUAAAGUCACGAAUAAACAAAUGGGACCUAAUGAAACAUAAAAGUUCUUGCACAGCAAAAGAAACCAUAAACAAGACUAGAAGACAACCCUCACAAUAGGAGAAAAUAUUUGCUAAUGAAGCAACUGACAGAAGAUUAAUCUUCAAAAUAUACAAGCAGCUCAUGCAGCUUAAUACCAAAACCCAAAUAACCCAAUCCACAAAUGGGCAGAAGACCUAAAUAGACAUUUCUCCAAAGAAGACAUUCAGAUUGCUAACAAACACAUGAACAGAUGCUCAACAUCACUAAUCAUUAGAGAAAUGCAAG